CAUUUUCAAUUAGAACGUCAACCGAACUAUCCCUUGAAACAUUUAGUUUGACUACCGUUCAUUGGGAUUUGGGUGGCGAGACCGCGUAACUCACAUCCUGAAUUCCUUAUUGAUCCCGUUCUCGUGUAGUCGUCUGAUCUCCGCCACUAGCAACACCACGAAGCCUCCGUACAGCCACGGUGCUGUCCACAUUUGCAGACUAAAUACAAUGGCAGAGGGGGAGCCUGGGAAGAAAAAGUUCAUAAUUGACACUGAUCCUGGCAUUGAUGAUGCUAUGGCAAUAUUUGUGGCACUCCAAUCACCUGAGGUGGAGGUGCUUGGUCUUACUACUAUUUAUGGCAAUGUCUAUACCAGUCUUGCAACAAGAAAUGCCUUGCAUUUGUUAGAGGUGGCUGGGAGGACGGAUAUCCCAGUAGCUGAAGGAUCUCAUGUCACAAUCACGAAAGGGACAAAGCUCCGCAUAGCUGACUUUGUUCACGGGGCAGAUGGGCUGGGUAACCUAAACUUUCCUCCUCCAAAUGGAAAGCCAAUCGAGCAAUCAGCAGCUUCCUUUCUUGUUGAUCAAGCUAACAAAUAUCCUGGAGAAAUUACUUUGGUGGCUCUUGGACCUCUAACCAAUAUUGCCUUGGCAAUCCAACUAGAUCCUGCAUUUGCAAAAAACAUUGGAAAAGUUGUUAUUCUUGGUGGUGCUUUUGCCGUGAAUGGCAAUGUAAAUCCUGCAGCUGAAGCUAAUAUUUUUGGUGAUCCAGAUUCUGCAGAUAUUGUCUUCACAAGCGGAGCAGAUAUUCUAGCUGUGGGAAUAAAUGUGACCCACCAAGUCCUUUUCACUGAUGCUGAUCGAGAAAAGUUGGCAGCAUCAAAUGGAAAAUUAGCUCAGUACCUGUGCAAGAUUUUAGACUGUUAUUACCUCUACCAUUAUGAUGCAUACAGUAUAAAAGGUGUUUAUCUUCAUGAUCCAGCCACCAUGAUUGCUGCAAUAGAUCCUUCCUUGUUUACUUGGACAGAAGGUGCUGUCAGAGUACAAACAAAUGGUAUUGCUAGGGGUCUCACAAUACUUUAUAACAAACAGAAAAGGUUUGAAGAAGAGACUGAAUGGACCGAUAAACCUAGUGUUAAGGUAGCAGUCACCGUUGACGCUCCAAGAGUGGUCAAAUUGGUCAUGGAUCGUCUUAUAAGCUCGUAAGCUAGUUGUUGAUCAGGUGGGUUCAGUCGGUCAUAUUUCUCAUGAUGUAAUUCGAAAUGCAAGGUGUUAAUGUCUAAUCGAAAAGCUCGAGGGCAAUUGGUAGCUAUUGUGGAGGAAUUCCUUUUCUUCCUCCCUUUCUUAACAAGUACGAAAAUAAAAAUGGCUUGCUUCCUGUAUGAGAUAUAUAAAAUGUUAUGGAACAGAAAUACAUGUUUGAUGCUUGAUGCUUGAUGCUUGAUGCUUGAUGCUUGAUGCAUUUUGCCAUUAGAGCAAUAACAAUAAGACAUUUUUCAUGA
Messenger RNA from Spinacia oleracea (spinach), 1479 nucleotides. RefSeq names its product probable uridine nucleosidase 2. Gene Ontology annotation, biological process: purine nucleoside catabolic process. The record is from RefSeq and is a predicted model, not a curated record. The transcript has 10 exons. Gene Ontology annotation, cellular component: cytosol. Bases 209 to 1183 code for a protein of 324 amino acids. Gene Ontology annotation, molecular function: purine nucleosidase activity. NCBI's taxonomy places the organism in Eukaryota, Viridiplantae, Streptophyta, Magnoliopsida, Caryophyllales, Amaranthaceae.